Adineta steineri is the source of this 963-nucleotide messenger RNA. NCBI's taxonomy places the organism in Eukaryota, Metazoa, Rotifera, Eurotatoria, Adinetida, Adinetidae. The record is from the annotation of a GenBank genome assembly.
AUGUUACAUGCAAAAUCAACUGCUUUAGAAGUUGUUCAAACUUUAAAUGAUGAUCAUACGGGUAAAACAGUGUUAAUUACUGGAGGAACAGCUGGUAUUGGACUUGAAACAGCACGUGCACUUGCUUCAAUUCAUGCACAUGUUAUCAUUACAGGACGUGAUAUGAUUAAAGGUAAAAAAGCUAUUGAAGAUAUUCAACAAUCAACAAAAAAUCAACAAAUUGAAUUAAUGGAACUUCAUCUUGAUUCGCUUGAAUCAGUUCGUUUAUUUGCUGAAGAAUAUAUUAAAAGAAAUUAUUCAUUAAAUAUAUUAAUAUGUAAUGCUGGUGUUUUUCCUGGUACACUUAAAUUAACUACGGAUGGUUUUGAACAUAAUUUUGGUAUAAAUCAUUUAGCACAUUUUUUACUUGUACAAUUAUUAUUACCUGUAUUAAAACAAAGUCAACCAUCACGUAUAAUUGUUGUUAGUUCAUUAGCUAAUCGUCGUGGUGGUAUUGAUUUCGAUGAUCUAAAUUGGGAAAAACGUCCAUAUGAAAAAUGGUUAGCUUAUGCACAAAGUAAAGUAGCAAAUAUACUUUUUGCUAAACAAGCAAGUCAAUUAUAUGCUGAUCAAGGUAUUAAAGUUUACAGUCUACAUCCAGGUACAAUUUUUACUGAUAUACAAAAGGAUUUAACUCAAGAAGAUUGGGAUAGACUUGGCUGGAUUGAUAAAGAAACUGGAAAACCUAUUGAACGUAUAAAAACUACUGAACAAGGUGCAUCAACUAGUGUUUGGGCUGCAUUAGCACCUGAAUUAGAAAAUCAAUCUGGUGCUUAUUGUGAAAAUUGUGCAAUUAGUCCAGGUGUUGUUGAUCCAUCAACUCCUAUAACUUAUGGCUUAGCAGCACAUUCAGUUGAUAUGGAAUUUGCAAAACGUUUAUGGAAAUUAAGUGAAAAUUUAGUUGAAAAAUUUUUAACAAAAUAA